Molecule: messenger RNA, 2226 nt
Organism: Paramecium octaurelia
Lineage: Eukaryota; Ciliophora; Oligohymenophorea; Peniculida; Parameciidae
Source: the annotation of a GenBank genome assembly
AUGAAAGGUAAAUAUGAAUUAAAAUCUAAUUAGGAUUAUCAAAAUGUGACAUAUUUGGUCAGACAAUUACAUUAAGAAUGAAUAAAUAAAAUUUUUAUAAGACUGCAUUUGGGGGAUGCGUAUCACUUAUUUUGUUUAUUGUGAUGCUGUUGAUUUUUUCUCAAAAUUUAAUCUCAUUUUUGAACAAAGAAAAUUUGACUGCAACAGUAUUAACCACAUUUGAAGAAUUUCCAUCUUUAGCUACAUUGAAUGAUGACACUUUUGCAUUUGCUAUUCAAAUUGAAUAAAAUGAUUUUAUUGAGAAACCUUACUUUAACAUUUAAGUUGAAUAGAAGCAUACUACUAGAUUUUUAAAUGGAUCAAAAAUGGAAAAUACUUCACAACUUGUUCUCAUACCAUGUACAUUAGAUAGAUUCACCAAUAUUUUUAGUAAAUAUGAUGUUAAUAUAACAAAAUAAUUUUAUGAUCUUGAUUUAUAGAAUUUCUUGUGCUUCGAGUAAAUAAUAUAAAUUACUUUAGUUAUAAUUCAACAUUUACUAUUCAAGGUACUAAUUCAAGUAAUUAUUAUGAAAUAAUUUAAAGAUUAACAAUUUUGGUAUUUGAAAAUUUCAGUAAAUAAUUGUGUUACAAAUUAAUCGUGUGCUUCAGAAACUGAAAGAUAAAAUGAAAUCGAAAAGAAUGGCUCCUUUAAAUUGAGACUCUACACUGUUAAUCAAGUUAAUACUUUUACUUAUUUAUUAGAUAUUAAAUCCUUAAAAUCCUGACGAUUAAUACUUAUAAACAUUCAUAGAUGAUUCAUUUUACCUAAAAUUUCUACCCUCAGAUGUUUACAAAACUGUAGAUAUAUUCCUUAAAGAAUAUGAAGUCUUAAACGAUUUGAGUUUAACUCCUUUUAGUGAUAUCGAAUUGUCAAAAUUUUACAUCUUAGAUCAAUCUGAAAUGAAAGAGAGAAUUGAAUACCAAUCCAAAAGCUCAGAUGAUAUUGCUACUAUAUUCUUUCGUAAAAGUCCUUACAAGACUACUAUUUACAGAAGUUACUUAAAAAUCGAUGAAUUACUAUCAAAUUUGGGUGGCAUCUAAUAGAUUUUCUUCUUUUUUCUUGGCAUAAUUCUGUCACUCUACAACAGAUUCUAAUGUAUCAUUUUAAGUUAAAUUAAGUACUGGUUGAAUUGGCUAAUAAACUGUAUGAAUUUUCUUUAAUUCAAUUACAACAAGAAAAAAUUCAUGAAGAAAAUUUAGAAUAGAUAAACCAUUUAACAACAGAAAGAUAAGAAGAACUAAGAACGAGAAGAUUAACUGAUUAAGAUUUAGAGAUUAAGCUUGUUAAUCCGAGUUAGAUUAAGCAGAAGGAAAAAAACGGAAUAUUGAAAUUUGGCUUAAAACAGUAGGAAGAUGAUUAAGAAAUCAAUUACCAAGAUGAUGAAGAUAGAAAUGUGAAAGAAGCUCACGGCAAAUUCUAGAGAUCAUCCACUCGAUUUAUUAGAAAUCCAUUUGGAAAUAAAAUUAGACCAGAAAACGGCCUAUAAUAUUUCAAAUAAUAAAUCAUUACAAUUAUUAAUAGAUCUUAACCAGUCUUAUUAAGUUUCAGCAUGAUUAUCAAUUUCAUCACUUGUAAUCAGUGUUGCUCAAAUAAAAAAAAUAUAUAGUUAAUGAAUAAAGCCAUGUAAAUUUGUAUUUCAUUGUAGAGACUAAAUUACAGAUUAGAUAGAUUUAUUUAAUAUAUUAACUAAAUUAAAUGAAUUAGACAAAAUGAAAGAAGUUAUUUUCACACCUGAACAGUUAUUGGUCUUUAAUUUCACUCCUAAGCCUAUGAUUUCAUUAGAUACUACAAAAAAAACAAUAAAUCGAUCCUAUUUUGAAUAGAGAUCCAAAUGUGACAUUGAGAUAUAGUAAUGCAUCACAUAUAUAUUAAGACCUAAACAAAAAGAGGAAAAUAAAUAUGAAACUAGAUUACCUUCUCAGAGAGGAAUGCAUUUAAGAGGAGAUGCUUAAUUGUAUUAGGAUAUAUAUAACGUAGAAUUAUUUACAAUAAUAAAUUAGGCAUACGAUGAAGUUCUUUAGGAUUAAGAAGAGAAUAUUAUUAAUAAACAAUUAAUAAAAAAGUUAGGUCCUGAAGUUUAAGCUAUUUUCAAACUGUCCAAAUUCAUUGAUCAGUAAAAAUUAUCCGCAAGGGGAUAGAAAAGAAAGCAUUAAUUAAAAUAUAACGAACCUCCUAGUAUUGAUUGA